AUGCCGGUCCCGCCCCUUCCCCUCGAACUCAUCGCCCUCGUUUGCGAGCACCUCGAGACGCCUGUAUGGAGCCCGCACGAACCCGUGCCCGACGGGCUCAGCAUGGCGCUCACCUGUCGAGCAUGGAAGGGACUCGGAUACCGCCUCAUGCUGCGCCGAACGGAAAUAUUCCUGACCAUGCACCCGACCGGUCGUGGCAAUCGCCUAGCUCGCCUACUCCUCGAGAAGCCCAGCCUGUGCUCCUACAUUGAGGAGUUGAAGCUAAGAACGGGACUCUUCGAGUAUGCGGGUCUGGACGAUGUCUCCGAAGAGGAGUUCGUGCACCGGCUACUCAGCCAGACAUCAUCCAUCCGUCUCCUCCGCCUCUCGCCUCCUUCCCGCCGCACUCCCCAAUAUCUGCAAGCACUCCCACCGACCGUCUUCUCCGAUCCCUUGCGCACACUGCAUCUCGAUUGUGCCGGUUUCCGGCCGAGCGCGAUUGACCGCGUCCUCGACACUCUCGCUCGCCUUCCUCGCCUCGACAGCCUUUGUCUCAGCCCGUCCAAACCGGGCCUUGCCCGCCUCGAGAUCAACUGCGAAGCCGACGUCUACGACGCCUCGCUCGUGCGAUCUAUCGUCACGGGUGUCCUCGAUGCCAUCCGUACCGAAUCGGUCCGCUCCUUGUCCCUUGUUUGCGCCGACGAAGACUUCCCGUCCUUCCUGAAGAUGAUCAUGGCAUGCAGCGACGUCCGCCAUCUUCGCAUCGUGUUGUCGCGACUUCCCUUCGAAUGCCUAGCCGACAUCAAAACAGGCGGAUUCUCGAAGAUCCUGGAGGUCACCAGUACUCUCAAACACCUCCGAGUCCUGGGCAUCGAGCAACCGCCUGAGGGAUUGGAUGAGCGCCCGGGGUCGCCUCUUCCUAUCGAAACCUUCCUCGCACUCUUCGCUCCGACGAUCCGUCGUCUCGACUUCAGCUGUUGCCAAUUCGAGAACGACUGGUUCGUUGUGCCGCUGUACGAGCCGGGGACGGACGGUCUGAUCGUGCGGCGUCAGGCGAAGGUGCGAAACUGGGAACUGGACGACCGGCACGGAGACGAGUUUACGGAUCUGGUCGAGGUGGAGAAUCUGGAAGGGAUCGUCUGUUGGCGCCGCAUGGACAGGCAUCAGCCACCUCCAGCUCUCUCUCAACUUCCGCCGGUGUAUCACUAG
Rhodotorula toruloides NP11 is the source of this 1188-nucleotide messenger RNA. RefSeq lists its product as uncharacterized. The record is from RefSeq and is a predicted model, not a curated record. NCBI's taxonomy places the organism in Eukaryota, Fungi, Basidiomycota, Microbotryomycetes, Sporidiobolales, Sporidiobolaceae. The coding region runs from base 1 to 1188 and encodes 395 amino acids. The transcript has 3 exons.